GCAGAAGCAGGGGUUCCGCUGACAAACGUGAACGUACAGAACGUAGAAGCCUUUUAACGCUAAUAUGCAGUUUCCCUGUAUGGCUGUUGUGCAUUAUUAAUCUAGGUAUUGCGUAUUUAGUUUAGGAAACACGAAUACUACAUGAUAAAUGAGGUAAAAUGGAUUGUGACUGGGACCCCAGUUUCUCCCUCGCCUCCACUCCUCCCAGCUCAGGAAAGACCAGCCCACCAGGACGUGCGUCCUCCGCGUUUGAGUCGCUUCGGCACCCGUAAUUGUGAACUUUGACAGCGGCUGGUCCCCGGAAGUUGGACGCAUGCGCCGUUUCUCUGCAUGGUGUGCGUUGUUAUUCUAGCUGCGGCAGCAGGAGCUGUGGCGGUUUUCCUAAUCCUGCGAAUAUGGGUAGUGCUUCGUUCCAGGGACGUUACGCCCCGGGAGUCUCUCAGUAUCUUGGUAGUGGCUGGGUCCGGUGGGCAUACCACUGAGAUCCUGAGGCUGCUUGGGAGCUUGUCCAAUGCCUACUCACCUAGACAUUAUGUCAUUGCUGACACUGAUGAAAUGAGUGCCAACAAAAUAAAUUGUUUUGAACUAGAUCGAGCUGAUAGAGACCCUAGUAACAUGUAUACCAAAUACUACAUUCACCGAAUUCCAAGAAGCCGGGAGGUUCAGCAGUCCUGGCCCUCCACCGUUUUCACCACCUUGCACUCCAUGUGGCUCUCCUUUCCCCUAAUUCACCGGGUGAAGCCAGAUUUGGUGUUGUGUAAUGGACCAGGAACAUGUGUUCCUAUCUGUGUAUCUGCCUUUCUCCUUGGGAUACUAGGAAUAAAGAAAGUGAUCAUUGUCUACGUUGAAAGCAUCUGCCGUGUAGAAACGUUAUCCAUGUCCGGAAAGAUUCUGUUUCAUCUCUCAGAUUACUUCAUUGUUCAGUGGCCGGCUCUGAAAGAAAAGUAUCCCAAAUCGGUGUACCUUGGGCGAAUUGUUUGACAAAUGGCAACUGACUUCUUUAGAAUUUUGCAGUUAACAGUAGUAUGUACUCAAAUUGGGGGGAAAAAACCCUACAUGUUUCUUGUAAAGGCGUCUGACAGUCCUGAGAAUUAUUGAUGGUAAGGAAUAAAAAAUGUACAGAUGACUCAGUGAAGAAACUGAGGCUUCUCUUAUGAAACAAACAUUGAUAAACGUAACUACUAAAUGUUUAUGCCUCUGUAAACCAAAUUUCUUUUCUAGAUAAAAAUAUGUAUUACUACCUGCAAAUUUUCUUCUGGCUGUUUUAGUAGUAUUUUUUUUACAGAACUAAAUAUAGAGUUUGUAUGAUUAGUAAUAUUUCCUGUCCUACAGCUUUUUUUUUUUUUUUGUAAAGUAUUCUGCCUUGUAAAAGAAGAGAAAAAAAAAAGUAUUUCUGAGUUUUGGUUCAGAUACAAAAGGCUUUAUUUCCUGUAUGGAAACAGUGAUGUCCCCAGUGAAUCCUUUCAGCAUAAAGGAAGCAGUUAUAUUAAAUUGGCUUCAUGACAAUUUGCACUCCACAAGCCUCCAGAACCUUGAGCAUAAACCAGUAUCAUUUUUUGUACUUCAGUCUUGCUUUUUGAGUAGUUGGCCUUAAUAUAGAGUAUCUUUUAAAAUCUCUUGUUUAGGCCGGCAUGACGGCUCACACCUGUAAUCCCAGCACCUUGGGAGGCUGAGGCGGGUGGAUCACUGGAGGUCAGGAGUUUGACACCAGCCUGACCAACAUGGUGAAACCUUGUCUCUACUAAAAAUACAAAAAUUAGUCAGGCGUGGUGGCACAUGCCUGUAAUCCCAGCUACUCAGGAGGCUGAGGCAGGAGAAUCGCUUGAACCCGGGAGGCAGAGGCUGCAGUGAGCCAAGAUUGCACCAUUGCACUCCAUCCAGCCUGGGUGACAAGAGUGAAACUUCGUCUCAAAAAAAAAAAAAAAAAAAAAAAAAAAAAAAAAAAAAAAAAACUCAAUGAUGUAGGGACUGUUAUUAUUCCCAUUUUACAGAUGACUUGUCCAAGAUCACAUGACUAGUAAGUAGCAAAGCCAGAAUUCAAGUUCAGGUAAACCUGACUUCUUAGUGGGGCCAGUUUCACGGGUGUGUGGCCUGUGCAGUCACACAGAGUUCUGCACUGAAGAGGGCCUCCACUUGGUUUAAUGUUCUGCUGUGACUCUCUUGAACUUCUGAAUAUUUUUUUAAACAAUGAACUUAUAUUUUAGACCCUCUGAAUUCUUUCGCUGGUCCUGCUUGAGACUGUGUUUCUAGUGGUGCCAUGUCUACUGUAAUAGAAGUACAAUAGUUAGUGCAGUGCUUGGCCCAGGAGCUCCUCAAAAACAGGAAUUCCAUUUCCUUCCCUCUAACCUCUGCUUCUUUAACAAAGCAGCCAAAAAAAAAAAAACAAAAUAAAAAACAGAAAAGAGAAGAUUCUCUCCUGUAGUAUAUAUAGGUUUUUUCCUCUUAAAUCUUUUGCUUUAUAAGUAUGAUAUAAAUCUAAUAAAUUGUGAUUAGUGAAGUGAUUGAAUUUUUGUGAAAAGAGACAUGAUUAUCCACGAUCAUGUAAGAUUAAAAUCCUGAGGCUGA
Pan troglodytes (chimpanzee) is the source of this 2565-nucleotide messenger RNA. It is a transcript of the gene ALG14, whose product is annotated as ALG14 UDP-N-acetylglucosaminyltransferase subunit. The record is from RefSeq and is a predicted model, not a curated record. The transcript has 4 exons. Gene Ontology annotation, molecular function: N-acetylglucosaminyldiphosphodolichol N-acetylglucosaminyltransferase activity. The coding region runs from base 331 to 981 and encodes 216 amino acids. Gene Ontology annotation, biological process: dolichol-linked oligosaccharide biosynthetic process. Gene Ontology annotation, cellular component: UDP-N-acetylglucosamine transferase complex. NCBI's taxonomy places the organism in Eukaryota, Metazoa, Chordata, Mammalia, Primates, Hominidae.